GCGCAAAGCAGCGAGCUGGCAGUUCCAGGCUAGCAAAUAAUUCCAACGGACGCAGAGCAUUCUGGGAGGCCCUCGGCUCCAGCUCCCCGGUCAAGAUGUCUGACAUGGAAGACGACUUUAUGUGCGAUGAUGAGGAAGAUUAUGAUCUGGAAUAUUCAGAAGACAGCAACUCUGAGCCAAAUGUUGAUCUGGAAAAUCAGUACUAUAACUCCAAGGCUUUGAAGGAAGAUGAUCCAAAGGCGGCACUCUGCAGUUUCCAGAAGGUUUUGGAACUUGAAGGAGAAAAGGGAGAAUGGGGAUUCAAAGCACUAAAACAGAUGAUCAAAAUAAACUUCAAGCUGACUAACUAUCCUGAAAUGAUGAACAGAUAUAAGCAGCUGUUGACUUAUAUCCGUAGUGCUGUCACAAGAAAUUACUCUGAAAAAUCAAUAAACUCUAUCCUGGACUAUAUCUCCACAUCCAAACAGAUGGAUCUCUUGCAAGAAUUUUAUGAAACGACUCUUGAAGCUCUGAAAGAUGCCAAGAAUGACCGUUUGUGGUUCAAAACAAACACAAAGCUUGGUAAAUUAUACCUGGAACGAGAAGAGUUUGGGAAAUUACAGAAAAUUCUACGUCAGCUUCAUCAAUCAUGUCAGACUGAUGAUGGAGAGGAUGACCUGAAGAAAGGCACACAACUACUGGAAAUCUAUGCAUUAGAGAUUCAAAUGUACACAGCUCAGAAAAAUAACAAAAAGCUCAAAGCAUUGUAUGAACAGUCAUUACACAUCAAAUCUGCAAUCCCUCACCCUCUUAUCAUGGGAGUCAUUCGAGAAUGUGGAGGAAAAAUGCACUUGAGAGAAGGAGAGUUUGAAAAGGCGCACACAGAUUUCUUUGAAGCCUUUAAAAACUAUGACGAAUCUGGGAGUCCAAGGAGAACAACGUGUCUGAAGUAUCUGGUCCUGGCAAACAUGCUUAUGAAGUCCGGAAUAAAUCCUUUUGACUCUCAGGAGGCUAAACCCUACAAAAACGAUCCAGAAAUUUUAGCUAUGACAAAUUUAGUAAGUGCCUAUCAGAAUAAUGACAUCACUGAGUUUGAGAAAAUUCUGAAAACAAAUCACAGCAACAUAAUGGAUGAUCCCUUUAUAAGGGAACACAUUGAAGAACUUUUGCGGAAUAUCAGAACACAAGUCCUUAUUAAACUAAUUAAGCCUUAUACGAGAAUACAUAUUCCUUUCAUUUCAAAGGAACUAAACAUAGACGUGGCUGAUGUUGAGAGUUUGCUGGUGCAGUGCAUACUGGAUAACACUAUUCAUGGCCGGAUCGAUCAAGUGAACCAGCUCCUUGAACUGGACCAUCAGAAGAGAGGAGGCGCACGAUACACUGCAUUAGAUAAAUGGACCAACCAGCUCAAUUCUCUCAACCAGGCUGUAGUCAGCAAGCUUGCUUAACAAGGACCGAGCUUUUACAAAUUAGAAACUAAAGUACUUAAGGCAGCAGUGCAGUGAUGUAACCCUUAACGUGAACUGGAAAUGGCAAAACUACUGCUCGCUAGUGUGCUCUGAAAAAAAAAUAUAUAUAUAUUGGAGCGCUUGGCAGAACCGCUUUGUGAUCAGCCGGUUUGUGUUUCUCUGCUGCGUUUAUCCCGAGAAAAAAAAAAAUCAAAACAGCUUUAACCUCCGGAAGAUAACCAAAAUAUAAUGGGAAAUGCUGUGUUGUCAUCCUUCCCUAAACAUGCGGCAUCCUAGUAAAUUUUGCCAACGGCAAACCGUGGCCAUGAGAGGGAGAUUUUGUCAUGAUUUUAAAUAUAUACACUGACAUGUUACUGUUGGUUCAAUUUCAACCUAUUUUACCUGCAGAAAAUGUCUCCUGAAAUAUCCUGCAAUAACUUGAAAAGGCAUAUCUUUGGAACACUUCCUUUUCUCAUGUAUAAACUGAUACAUUAGCUGCAUUUUGCAAAUUGUCAACACCCCCCCCCCCGAAAAUGUGUCCGUAUAUAUAUAUAAAUCUAUAUAUUUCUGUACCUGCAGUGUAGUAAAACAUUUAGGAAAGAGCCCGUACUUACAGUGGCAUACUGUCACUUGGGUGAAAGCAGCAAAAUAAACAGUGCAGCUCAGAAAUGAC
Messenger RNA from Spea bombifrons (plains spadefoot toad), 2100 nucleotides. It is a transcript of the gene COPS2, whose product is annotated as COP9 signalosome subunit 2. Gene Ontology annotation, molecular function: protein binding. Gene Ontology annotation, biological process: protein deneddylation. The transcript has 13 exons. Gene Ontology annotation, cellular component: COP9 signalosome. The record is from RefSeq and is a predicted model, not a curated record. Bases 96 to 1427 code for a protein of 443 amino acids. Lineage: Eukaryota; Metazoa; Chordata; Amphibia; Anura; Pelobatidae.